This is a messenger RNA of Poecilia latipinna (sailfin molly), 2248 nucleotides long. It is a transcript of the gene impact, whose product is annotated as impact RWD domain protein. The coding region runs from base 156 to 1118 and encodes 320 amino acids. NCBI's taxonomy places the organism in Eukaryota, Metazoa, Chordata, Actinopteri, Cyprinodontiformes, Poeciliidae. Gene Ontology annotation, cellular component: cytoplasm. The transcript is spliced from 11 exons. Gene Ontology annotation, biological process: regulation of translational initiation; GCN2-mediated signaling. The record is from RefSeq and is a predicted model, not a curated record. Gene Ontology annotation, molecular function: protein binding.
AAGUCAGAAUGCUGGCAGCCUGCUGAGCCACUUUACCCUGGAAGCAGUUCUUCCUGGACUGCUAAACUCAUUCAGUGGGGAUUCUUCGUGUUGUCAUGUGCCUUACCAUUGAAUGAUACGUUUUCCCUGCGGGCGAAGUUUAUUAAGAUGAAUUGAUGGCGGAUAUUAUAAAUCCGGAGAAUGAAGAAGAUCUGCAGGCUCAAAUUGAAGAGGUCGAAGCUUUGUCUUCUAUCUACGGAGACGAGUGGUGUGUGAUAGACGAAGCGUCCAGGAUAUUCUGCAUCAAAAUAUCCAGCGACGCCGAGAAGCAGAAACUGACGGCAUGCUUGCAGAUAAUCCUUCCACCCGAUUAUCCAAGCGCAGCCCCGCCCAUCUAUCAGAUCAAUGCCGCGUGGUUGCGAGGCUCCGAGAGGGCCAAAUUGGCAAACAGCCUGGAAGACAUCUACGUGGAGCAUGCGGGGGAGAGCAUCCUCUACCUGUGGGUGGAAAGAAUCAGAGACUUCCUCGUGGAGAAAUCCCACAGCUCGGGACCAGUCAUUCAAGAAGGAAAAGUGAAUGUAACUGCAGAGGAGGACGUGGAGGACGACGAUGAAGAUGUUCCUGAUUUGCGCGUUCUCAAGGAUACCGUAGAGAAAACCCACUUCUUCCUGGAUCAGGCAAACGAUGAAGAGAUACCGCCGAUAAAACAUGGAAGCCCCAUCACAGACCGACGCAGCACCUUCCAGCCCCAUUUGGCACCUGUGGUUACGCCAAGACAGGUGAAGAUGGUCCUGGAGAAACUUUAUGAAAACAAGAAGAUUGCCAGUGCCACUCAUAAUAUUUACGCCUACAGGAUUUACUGCGAGGACAAGCACAGCUUCCUGCAGGACUGCGAGGAUGACGGCGAGACCGCCGCGGGGGGGAGAUUGCUUCACUUGCUGCAGAUUCUGGACGUGCGGGAUGUCAUGGUGGUCGUGUCUCGGUGGUACGGAGGCAUUCUGUUAGGGCCCGACCGCUUCAAGCACAUCAACAACUGCGCCAGAAACAUCCUGAUGGACGAGGGAUACGUCGCCUCCACGGAUGAGGCCUGCAAGUCGGGAGCAAAGACCAAGAGAUCGAAAAGCAAGAAGACGAAGUGAAGUUCGGAGGAAACACGGAUUCGGUUUGAUUCUUAAAUAAACGAGAAGCCUCUCGUUGACUUUGUGUUGUCGGGAAGUUCAAUUCGUUUACUUAUCUCGUUAAUUGUAUUUAAAAAAAAAAAAAAUUUAUUGAAAGUGCCUUGCGAAAAAUAUUUAAAGUGUAACCAACCUCCAGAUUGACUUUUUAUUUUGCUGAGGAAGAAAGUGUCUAAAUAUGUCAUUUAGGGUUCUGUCUUCUCGUUUCUUUGUCCUUCUCCACUUCUGGCCGUUUCUAUUGGCUCUGCCCACUUUUGUGGGAUUUGUCAUAACUUGCCAGAGUUGUGCUUUCACAGCGGGGAAAAGUUACACUUUAAAUACUUUUGAAGUGUUGAAAACCACAAAACUUCAGUGAUUUUGACUGGAGAUUUAUAUGUUAGUCCAACACAAAGUGGUGCAUAAUCCCCGAAUCGCUUCUCGUCUGCUUUCAACAGAAAAGCAGCCAAACAGCAUGAUACUGCCAACACCGUGUUUCACCGGUUGCUAAGAGGGAUGUAGAGUAUUUUCUGCCACCUUCUUGCUUUUGCUUUGUCCUGUACCAACUUACAGGACAAAGUAAGCUUUCCUGUUACAUGUCAAAACCAGAAACUUCAGGUUUCUUUGGGCAAGAACGACCAAAAAAAGGUUCUGUUGUAUUUUCACCAGUGGAGACUCUAAUAAAGCUUCAUACAUCUAUCUUACUGUACUGUAUCUAUUUACACUGAUAUUUUUUGGAAGCCACACAGGAAACAUAUUCUAUCAAGAACAAGUUUAUGUAGGUUCUUUAUAUGGUUCUGAUUUUUGCUGAGACUAAAUUCUGUAAUUCUACAUAUUAUUUAAGGGCUUUGGGGUAAAAAGAUGAUGAAUACAAACUUACUCCACACUUUUCAGAUUUUCAACCCCACACAUGACAGUUAUGCACCACUUCAUUUCACUUUCAAUGACCCUAAAACCCCCCUGAAGUUUCUGGUUUUGACAUGUAACAAAAACCAAAUCCCACUUCUCUACGACGCUGAAACCUCAGAGUCUGAAAUAUGUAUUUGUUUACCUUUAAGAAGUCUUCGAUGACGUGUUUACAGCUGGACAUAUUUAAUUAAAAAGAAACCAUGACAUCA